Molecule: messenger RNA, 5661 nt
Organism: Labeo rohita (rohu)
Lineage: Eukaryota; Metazoa; Chordata; Actinopteri; Cypriniformes; Cyprinidae
Product: protein mono-ADP-ribosyltransferase PARP14-like
Biological process (GO): negative regulation of gene expression
Cellular component (GO): cytoplasm; nucleus
Molecular function (GO): NAD+ poly-ADP-ribosyltransferase activity; transcription corepressor activity
Source: RefSeq, a predicted model, not a curated record
GAAGCCUCAAGAGUCAAGUGCUGUGGUCCUGGAGAACCUUCCAGAUGAUGUUAAACAAGAUGUUUUGACUCUUUUGGUGGAGAACAUCAGCAGUCUUCCUGAGAAUGACUUUAGCAUGGAAUUAAUACCAGGAUUAAGAAAAGCAGUUGUGACCUUUAAAAAUCCCAGUGCUGCAGAAAAGUUCCUUGAGGACAGCAGGACACAUGAAAAGUUUAAGAAGAAUAAUCUGAGUGCCCAUGCACUGGAGAGAAGCACAUGUGUGCGGGUGGAGGAUCUUCCAGCUGAGGCCAACAAUGAUGAGAUGCUGCUGGAACUGCAUUAUGAGAAAUGGAGUGGUCAAGUGGAGGAAGUUAUUACAGUUCCAGCAGCCAUUGUCACCUUUAAAGAGGAAGAAGGCCAAGACGAUGUGAUCACCCAGAAGCAGGCAUGUGGAUUACAGGAACUAAAAGAUAAAAGUGAUAUGGAUGAGAAGAAACCUCAAGGGUCGAGUGCUGUGGUCCUGGAGAACCUUCCAGAUGAUGCUAAACAAGAUGUUUUGACUCUUUUGGUGGAGAACAUCAGCGAACUUCCUGAAAAUGACUUUAGCGUGGAAUUAAUACCAGAAUUAAGAAAAGCAGUUGUGACCUUUAAAAAUCCCAGUGCUGCAGAAAAGUUCCUUGAGGACACCAGGAUACAUGAAAAAUUUAAGCAGUAUAAUCUGAAGGCCUCUGCACUGGAAAGAAGCACAUGUGUGCGGGUGGAGAAUCUUCCAGCUGAGGCCACCAACAACAAGAUGCUCCUGGAACUGUAUUUUGAGAAAUGGGGCGGUCCAGUAGAGGAAGUUAUUACAAUUCCACCAGAACAAGCAGCCAUGGUUAUCUUUAAGGAGGAAGAAGCCAAAGAGAGAGUUUUGAAGCGAGCAAAUAACAUCUGUGAUGUUCUAGUCAAGAUAUAUCCCUACUUUAAAUCACUGGAUACUGUCUUAUAUGGUGGCAACAGGCCACAUUUGAAUCUGCCUGAACCCGUUACAGUCAGUGUACAUCCUGCCAUCAGGGAGUUCAUCCUCAAGAAAGGGCAGAUUUCCUCUAUUAAAGACCAAAUGAGCUCACACUUCUGCCAAAUAAACAUGGACAAACCUGAUGUUUUGCUCAGUCCUGAUCCAGCAUUACUGAAACAGAAAGGAGUUACCAGAAGACACAUUGAUGGGUGGAGUAAGAAUGCCAUUGAAGCCUUCAAGAAAAUCAUUUCAAACUACACAACAUCUGAGUGGCCGGUGUCACAUCCCUUGUGGUCUAAAUUGGAGAGUGAUGUUAAAGAAGUGGUCAAAGAUAAGGUUUUUAUAGACUUGGAUGCCUCUAAAGGGGUGCUGACACUGACAGGAAUGACCCAUGAGAUAAUUGGACUGAAACCCAUCAUAGAUAAGUUUCUAGAGAGAGGAACAAAUCAAAUGGAGAGAGAGAAGAACAGUGUGACUGAGUACAUGGAAAUUUCUCCUGCCAUAUACUCUCUGCUUGAACAAGAUGGCAUGAAAAGUGCUGUUUCUCCACACCUGCGCAUUGACUACAACAAAAAAAUAAACAGACUAAUUUUAUCAGGCCCUCAUACAGAAAAUAUUGCUUUCAAAAGCUGGGUCCUCGAGAAAAAAAAACAAAUGAAACAGAAGCACUUAGAGAUUGACUAUUCAGUCCUGGAGUACUUGAGAUCAGUGGAUUCUGAUGAAAUGUCCAGAGAUCUCUUUAUAUCUAAUGGAAUAAAUGCUGUCUACACAAUUGAAAAUGGAGAUGUUUUUGUGAUUGGGAGCACAGAAAGAGCACUUGCUGAGGCAGAGAAGAGGAUGAAUAUGGUUCUUGCAUUCAGAGUCCUCAUUGUAGAAGAUCAUGGUGUCCUUCAAAUGCCAGAGUGGCAGGAUCUGAAAAAACAACUGGAAAAUUUGUUCAGUACUCCCCCAAAGAUGUCUGUGUUUGUAAACAUAUCUAAACAGAAAGACAAAGUAACAGUGACUGGAUUCAGAGAACCAGUGAUGGAGGUCAGUGAGAACUUAGGAUGUUUCAUUGAGAAACACACUAGAAAUAAAGAAACGGUUCAUGUCAAAUCACGUGCAGUGGUUGAAUUCAUAAAAGACAGAAAAUCACAAGAGUGGCAGCAUUUUAUGAAGUCUGAUAAGAUGAAAGUGAGUUUUGAUUCAAAGAGACCCUGGAUCAAACUGUCUGGAGAGCGUACAUUUGUCCAGCCAGCUUUGACUUUCUUUAAAAGGUUGGCAGAUGAUCUCUACACAGAUACACUAAUCAUUAAAAAGGCAGGAGCAAAAAAGUACUUUAAGGAGCAGGGUAAAGUGAUGCUAUCAAUGCUGUUAAAGGAAAAAAGAUUUGUGGUUGUUCUUCAGGAAGAUGAUAUGCAGCAAGAGGAGAAGGAUGAAUUUACUGGAGGUAGUUUUGAAGACAUUGGCCAGGUCUCUUGUGAGGUUCAAAUGCCAGGUGGAGUAACUGUUACUGUCAGGAAGGCAGACAUUUGCAAGAUCAAUGUUGAUGCUGUGGUCAAUGCUGCUAAUGAAGAUCUGAACCACAUUGGUGGUGUAGCUUUAGCACUUCUCCAAGCUGCUGGACCAUGUCUGCAGCAAGACUGUGACCAAUACACAAAAGUAAAUGGGUCUCUGAAACCUGGAGAUGCCAUCAUCACUGAUGCUGGUCGUCUUCCCUGUAAAUAUGUGGUGCACACUGUUGGACCUCGCUUUAGUGAUUCAGACAGACAUACCACUGUGCAAUGCCUGAGACGUGCUGUGAGGGAAAGUCUGAACCAGGCGUCAAGCAAAAACUGCUCCUCCAUUGCAAUUCCAGUUAUUAGCUCAGGGAUAUUUGGUUGUCCUCUUGAUCUUUGCACUGAAUCAAUUGCCAAGGAGGUGUUGGGGUUCAUUGAAGAUCAUAAUCUCAGAGGCUCUAGUAGCACAUUAACUGAAAUUCACUUGGUUGACAAUAAUGGCAGCACUGUGAAUGCCAUGACUCAAGCUGUCAGUAAGGAGUUUGCUGCUUAUAACCCCAAAAUGACUUUCCCUCAUCAAGCCAAACCCCAUGGGCAUAGUAACUAUGGACAAGGCUAUCAUGGAAAUGGUCAUGGAAACUAUGGCCAAAGAAACCAAGAGUUUGAAGAAACCUCACACUAUGGUGGCAGAUCAGAUAGAUCUGAAGGGUUGAGUGUUCUUGAGACCAAAACUACACAAGAGGGACUAAAAAUCAUUCUGAGCAAAGGGAACAUCCAGGAUGCAAGUGCUGAUGUCAUUGUAAACACUAUAUCGGAGGACUUGGACCUCAGUAAAGGUGCCGUCUCCAAAGCACUCCUUCAGACUGCUGGUCAUCAGCUCCAGUCAGAAAUCACCAGGGCUGCCCGCUCAAACAAUGUAAAUUAUGGUGAAAUGCUCAUCACAGAUGGUUAUAAACUCAAAUGUCAAAAAGUCUUCCAUGUUGUUUGCCCAUUUUGGAAACAAGGCUCAGAAGAUAAGGUACUCAUUCAGAUAAUUAGAAACUGCCUGAAAAAAGCAGAAAAGUGGAGAAUGGCUUCAGUCGUCUUCCCAGCUAUCGGGACUGGGAAUCUUGGCUUUCCUAAAGAUCUGGUGGCCAGAAUCAUGCUGACAGAAAUCCAGGAAUUUAACUCUACAAACCUUCAAGAGGUAACUGUGAUUGUACACCCUUCUGACAGGGAGAGUGUAGAGUGCUUUACCAGCAUCUUUAGACAUGGGAUUCAGGGUCCCGUCACAAAAAGAGCACAUCGACAUGUCAUGCCUAAAAUAAAUAUUUCUGGCAAAUCAACUCAGACCUCUGAGCUUGGCAAAGUCUCCUCUACCUCUCUUGGGGUGCACACUAUGCAGCUGGGUCAGGUGACUCUGGAGGUUUCAUCAGGAGACAUAACUAAAGAAAAAACUGAUGCCAUUGUCAACUCCUCAAAUCAGACAUUUUCAUUGAAAGCAGGAGUAUCCAAGGCCAUUUUAGAUGCUGCUGGAGUACAAGUGGAACAAGAAUGUAAACAGAUUGUGAGAUCAUCAAACAUGCAGCAAACAGAGAUUGUGACUUCAGCUGGGCGUCUUCCAUGUGGAAACAUCAUCCAUAUAAUUGGACGUAAUAGUCCAUCUGAAAUUAAGGAUGUUGUUUUGUCUGUUCUGAAGUUAUGUGAGACACGUCAUAUUACUUCUGUUGCCUUCCCAGCUCUUGGCACUGGUCAGGGUGGAGCAAAUCCAGCUGAUGUUGCAGAUGCAAUGGUUGAUGCAGUUGUUGACUUUGUGAAGAAAAAGAAACCGGUGCAUGUACGGCUUGUGAAAUAUCUUAUAUUCCAGACAAACAUGGUGACAGACUUUCACCAAAGCAUGAUCAGAAGAUCUGGUGAGAAAGUAGAUGAGGAUGAAAGUCUGUUUUCCAAAAUUAAAGAUUCUGUUCAUCAUUUCAUUUGGGGGGAAAGUUCAGAAUCUCUCACAGAUGAUGAAUUUGUGAUGGUAAAUGAAGAAAUUGAGACAGUUGUGUUUCAGCUGUGUGGGGAGACACCAGAGGACCUGAGUGAAGCCAAGGACAUGAUCAACAGUUUGAUAUUAUGGGAGCAUGUGACCAUCAAAAUCCAUGAUCCAGCCAUUGUUCAUUUCACCAGGGAAGAUGGAGAAACACUGAACUCUGUGCAGAGGGAGCUCACAGUCAGUGUCCGGCUUGAGAAGAAAGGCCAAGACUCUGUCAUCACACUGGAGGGUCUGACAAGAGACGUUCAAAUUGCAGACAGUCAAAUUAGAGACAUGAUCCGGAAGGUGGAAAGGAAUGAAAACCGAAGGAGUGAGGCAUUUUUCAUUAGCAGUGUGGUUCAGUGGGAAUAUCAGGAAAAUGGAUGCAGCAUCAAAACCUUUGAUAUGUUGACCAAUUAUGACUUGGAACAGGCCUAUCGGAAGAGACAGCCUUCAGUGAGAAUCAAGAUUAACAAUGAUGAAUAUGAGGCUGAUUUAACUCACAAAGAGGCCACAAAAAGAGGAAUAAGUAUUGAACUGAAUAGAAAAGACCUGCAAGCUGCAGCUCAAAACCCUUUGCCUUCACACUGGGAGGACAUGAAAGGACAGUCAGUUGUUCUUGUAAAACUCACAGCAGGCUCAAAGGAAUAUGCAGAAGUGGAGAAAGAGUAGAGAACCAAACUAACCAAUAACAUCAUUGACAUUGAAAGAGUCCAAAACAGCACACUUUGGAAAAACUACAUGAUUAAAAAGGAGGAACUGGAAGAUAAAAACAAGCACAAAAACAAUGAAAAGCUUCUUUUCCACGGGCUGCCUGAUAAUACAGAUCAGAUCAACAAUCACGGCUUCAAUCGCAGCUUUGCUGGCAUGAAUGGAGCCAUGUAUGGGAAUGGUUCAUAUUUUGCUGUGGACCCAAGUUACUCAGCCCAAGGCUACUCUAAACCUGAUUCCAAUGGACAUAAACGCAUGUACCUUGUCAGGGUGCUUGUUGGUGAUUUCACUCAAGGAAAACAAGGCCUUCCUGUUCCUCCUCCAAAGAGCUCCAAUAGUGCUGAUCUCUAUAACAGUGUGACUGACAACAUGAACAACCCAACCAUGUUUGUGAUCUUCAAUGAUGUACAGGCUUACCCAGAAUACCUAAUCACUUUCCAGUAAUGAUUUAAGGAUCAGUUUCUGUCAGCUAGUGUUUUUUUGUUGCAGUUUUACAUUGA